UUCCGGUAAGUGAGAAAGCUUGGUAAUGGCAAUUAUCAAACGACCAGAUGACAGAUAUUAUUGGUAAUGACUUUUCAACUGUGAAAGGAUAUUUUAUAAUUAAUUCAAAAAAGACAAAAAAACAGGAAAGUGAUACAGUUGCCGUAUGUAUGGAAGUGGUAUAUCUCCGAAGCAAACAAAUUGCAAUGUUAUUGUUUACGUAUCGGAUGUUUUGAUGGUGGCUGUGGUAUGUCAGUACAGAAAUGAGUUUGCGUGCAAUAUGGAUCGUUUUACCCAGCAAGGAUGCCGCUUCGCCAUUAUAUGUAAAAUAUUUUCCUACCGUGGAAGCUCGAAGUAAAUCUCAAUUGGGAGGUAAAUAUGUCCCGAUACCAGAUCCAGAAGACUUUGUAAAACUUCUGUUGCUACAAGUGGGGCUUGUUCAUGGAGAUUGUUUUGUCGAGUCAAGGGACGGCUGUGACAAACCAGCUUUGUAUCCAGCAUUUCACUUGGAAGUCGAGAAAGGCACCCUGUGGCCAGUUGUUGUACUAGAGGGCCGGGGCCUCAUGUUCUGUGCCUUGCCACUUGAAGCAGUAGACAUUAACACCUGCAAGUCUCUUGUGAACAUGUCAAGUGUUUCAACAGCUUUGGAAGUACUUCAUGGAUUAUCAUUGUGUACACCUGUAAAUGGGAUCAACCUAACCCCGGGUUCACUUGCACUAGCAGAAAUCAACAAAUAUAUUUCUGUUUCACUUCCAUUCGGACGUCCUGUGUGUUGUGAUCCAGUCAUUGCCUCCCAGCUUACAAUUCCAGCAUCAAAAAGCAAAAUAAAGGCUGCUUCCUUUCAGCAACCUCUGUGGAAUCCAGUUCCACACAAAGGAAAAUCCCAGGUGGUCUUCCAUGUUAGAGAAGAAGUUCGCUCCAUGCAGCAGUUUGGGCAGUCAGAAGUGAAGGAUUCAACAGAAGUUUAUGGAGUAGUUACUUGCAAAGCUGAAGUGGAAGGCGUAGCACCAGAAGUAUCCAUUAUCAUGCAGCAGCCCCCAGGACAGACGCUGUCGAUAAGUUCAACGACGGGGAGUGUCGAAACUAAAGGCACAGUGACUCGCAUCCGCUUCAGACCGUCAGACAAACAGCCGCUGUGCUGCUAUAUCGUGCAUAGCAUCUGCGAGCCUCCCAUUAAAGGAGAUCUUGCUGUUAAGGUUAAUGAAAAUGUGGCAGCAGUGAGCCUGAAACUGCAGCUAAGCAGUGACAUGAGAAACGUUUUCCAACAACUUCAGGCAGUUAUACCUUUCCCUGGUUUAGCCAUCUUGAGAGUGAAACCAAACGCAUCACAGGGGAGCAUUACUAUCCGAGCAAAGAAUGAAAUUUUGUGGAAUAUAGGUUCAAAAUUUCCUUCUAAGCCUCCGGAAGUCAGUUUGGACUGCACAGUGCGGCUUCAGAAGGCAACUGACCAGCCGUCACAGCCCGAUUUGGCUUCCAGCGCUACUAUGUGUGCAAUGCUGUACUUUAGAACUUCUGACUUCACAUACAGUGGAACGAAGAUUGACCCUCAAACCAUAAUGGUGACAACAGCACCAAAAGUUCGAUGCUCCGCAUCUUCAGAAUUUUUGUCUGGAACGUUUACCAUCUGGAACUCUGAGGGGGAAAUUCCUGUUAUCACCAAUCCUCCACUUGAAGAACUACAGUCUUGUUUGUCAGCACCCUGUGAAUAAUUUGAAAUGCUUUACCAGCAGAAUCAGCACUAAAUAUUUUGGACAUAAGACAAUCAAGAGUUUAAAUGUGUUCCUUAAUGUUUGAAGUCUUCUGUUCUGUCUAAAACAUUGUUUAAUUUAUCAGUGUGAUUGUACUUGUACAUGCAAGCACAAAUACACAAGAGAGACAUUGGUAUCAAAAAACAAUGAUAAACAAUAAAUUUAGACAAACAAAAUUGAAUUUGUUAAAACUUAUGUGCAAAACCUGAAGAACAAGAUGAUGUUUUAUGGAGAGAGUUAACCGUUCACUCAAGCUAGGCAAUAGUAAUAGUGCUGAACAACGUAACAUGGAACUUUACAUGAUGCAAUGAAAGAAAAAAAAAAUACACCACAAAUCUAACAUGGCCAGGAAUGUUGUAAAAAUCAGUAGGAAGUAAA
Molecule: messenger RNA, 2105 nt
Organism: Schistocerca serialis cubense
Lineage: Eukaryota; Metazoa; Arthropoda; Insecta; Orthoptera; Acrididae
Product: AP-5 complex subunit mu-1-like
Exons: 10
Coding region: 243-1688 (481 amino acids)
Biological process (GO): endosomal transport
Cellular component (GO): late endosome; lysosome; AP-type membrane coat adaptor complex
Source: RefSeq, a predicted model, not a curated record